Molecule: messenger RNA, 1150 nt
Organism: Arabidopsis arenosa
Lineage: Eukaryota; Viridiplantae; Streptophyta; Magnoliopsida; Brassicales; Brassicaceae
Source: the annotation of a GenBank genome assembly
GAAAACUCAAAGAGAAACACAUUUUGAGAGAAAGAAAGAGAAAGGUAGAAGAUGAAGUUACAGGAGGGUGUGUCCUUGGUGGCUAUUUUCUUCUCCCUUGCAUAUACGCAGCUGGUUAAGGGGCAACAUCAACCUCGCGAUGAUUGCCAGACUAAAUGUGGCAACAUCACAAUCGAGUACCCUUUUGGCAUUUCUUCUGGUUGUUACUAUCCCGGAGAUGAUAGUUUCAAUCUCACCUGCGACGAGAAAGAGAAGCUCUUCAUAGGCAUCAACGUCGAAGUGGUGAACUUUAAUGACAGCGCCCAGCUAAGUGUUCUGUUCUACCGAUUUUCUGAAUGCAUCGACGAGCAGAGUAAUGAGACUAAUGGAACUGCCCUCGAGUAUCAGCUGGGUAGUAGUUUCUCUUUCUCCUCCAAGAACAAAUUUACUUUAGUAGGCUGUAACGCUUUAGCACUUCUGAGCACUUUUGGGAAGCAAAACUACUCAACUGGAUGCUUGUCAUUAUGCGAUUCUCAACCAGAGGCAAAUGAAAUACGUAAUGGUGUAGGUUUCUGCCAAACAGACGUCUUUGAUGGCUAUAAAGUCCAAUUUGGCUCAGCUCGCUUAGCAAACCAAAUUAAUAAUUCCGUAGUUAAUACUUCGGUAUAUCAAUUUAAUCCUUGCACCUACGCUUUUCUCGUUGAAGACGGUAAGUUUGACUUCUCUCCUACGGAAGAUCUUAGGGAUCUGCGGAAUGUCACAGAUUUCCCUGUGGCACUGGAUUGGUCUAUUGGAAACCAGACAUGCGAGCAAGCUGGAAGCACAAGCAUAUGUGGUGGGAACAGCACAUGUUUUGAUUCUACUACUAGGCCCGGAUAUGUCUGCAAAUGUAAAGGCGGUUACCAUGGGAACCCCUACCAUCCAGACGGUUGCCAAGAUUCAAUUUUGGAAAUUUAGUAGCUUUAUAAAAUGGGUAGUAGAGUAAGCCUCUUGAAUUGAAGUUUACACAGAAUAAUGUUUUUGCCUGUAAGGUGUUUGACGAAAUUCCUCUGAGAACAUUAUCUAGUAGACAAGCUUUUAAGGAGCCUUUGAUGCUUUAUUUUGUGUGUAUUUUGUAGAAGCAAACGUAGUAGACAGAACUGCAAUUUAUCAAUAAUUAUUUCAUGGUAAC